Molecule: messenger RNA, 870 nt
Organism: Fraxinus pennsylvanica
Lineage: Eukaryota; Viridiplantae; Streptophyta; Magnoliopsida; Lamiales; Oleaceae
Source: the annotation of a GenBank genome assembly
AUGUCGAUGGGAAGCGACACCACAUGGGUAGGAAAGAAACCACUGAAGCGAGUGGGAGGCAUGUCCGAUGCCCUCUCAAUUGCCGCCGAUCUUGGAUUCUCCAUCACCCCUCCGCCUUCACAGGAAGAUAUCGAAAAUUUAUCUGCCGGUACAGGUGAAAAAGGGGAUGACUUGGUAAGGAUUUUAAGAGAAUUAACUUCUGUACAAAGAAAAAUUGCAGAUUUACAAGUGGAACUUCAGGGCCGGAAGGAGGACAAGAAUGUAGCUCAUCUGACGCACGUGAGUGAAAUGGAAAAGAAGAUCGAGACUUUGGCUCGGAUCACGACUAUACUAAAAGAUGUUAUUCAGAACAAGGAUAGGAUUAUAGCUCGCCUCCAACAACCUUAUUCAUUAGACUGCAUUCCCGUGGAAGCAGAAUAUCAGAAACAAUUUUCGGAGUUAUUAAUGAAGGCAGCAAGUGAUUAUGGUGCCUUGACAGCUUCUGUGGCUGAUUUUCAAUGGAGUCAGAACUUUAAAGAACCGCCUACAGUAUGGGGGGAAAUGCUCCGUCCAAUUCCUGUUGCUUUAGCAUCAUGCACUCGAUUCUUCGAAGCCAUGACAGCAAUGAGAGAGUCGUUUGCCAAACUUCAAACUCUGAGAAUUGGCCAUUCAUCUGAAAGAGUGCAAGGAGAUCCCAACUGUGUAACUCCUCUGCCUUGGAGGAAUGAAUCAAGCGUUGAUUAUUUAGCCAUUGGGAGCGCGAGAAGGCAAGGAAGUGAGCAGCUAGAAGGGGAUGAACCAGCUAACGAGAUUGGGGACUCGAAUCUGGUUGAUAGCACAAGUUUCAGGAGACUGUCCUGGCCUCCCUCAGUGAAGAAAAAUGGACUAUAA